Salvia hispanica is the source of this 1071-nucleotide messenger RNA. The record is from RefSeq and is a predicted model, not a curated record. Lineage: Eukaryota; Viridiplantae; Streptophyta; Magnoliopsida; Lamiales; Lamiaceae.
AUGGGGUCGCCUGAUACCCCGACGCCCGGUCAUGUAGAAACGGGGAGAGGAGGUGGUGGAAGAAGCGGCGACGGCGGGGGGCGAAGUGGCGGCGGCACCGGCGGUCGAAGGGGCGGCGGCGGGCGAGGCGAAGGGUCAGCGCAAGGCGGUCGCGGAGGAGGCGAUGGCGGCGGCGGGCAGGAAGGCGGCCGCGGUGGUGGCGGAGAAGGCGAUGGCGAUGGUAGUCGACGGGGGUUUCUGUACACGGACAAUGAGUCCGUUGCUAUUGCUAGGUCAUGGGACGUAGUGACGACAGAUGCCAUAGUUGGCACGGAUCAGACCGACUUAUGCUUCUGGCGGAAAGUCCUGGUGGUGUACAAUCAAUUCAAACCGCCGGGGAGCGUCGACCGUACACCCGAUCAGAUCCGGAAGAAGUUCGGCAGGAUCACUAUAGCUCUCCGGAAGUUCAUUGGUAUAUACGAGAACCAAUUGCGCACUGCUGAGAGUGGCCGCAGUGAAGCCGACGUAAAAUCCUUGUCGAUAGCCAUCUGCGAGAACGCGUCUGAUUCUGGGCCGAGGCGUCCAAGACGGAGCAGGGCCGGCAACUAUAGCAGUAGUAGCGGCGGUUCAAGGACCUUCGACCUCAACGACGAGGUUAUGGAGGAGCCCCCCUCGUCACUAUCCCGGCGUCCACGGCCCCUGGGUCAACAGUCCGCAAUCCGAGCCGCUAGAUCUGGCUCCGCCGCUGCUUCCCAACACUCUGCUGCGGGCCCGUCUGCAUCCGCCCCUGGAUCGGCCCGAGCGACGUUGAAAAACACCCUGGAGGUGCAGAUGAUAAAGGAACUCAAGGACACUCUGGUCUUGUAUGAGAAGUCGACCGACCCGCCUACCAAGAGGAUGUACUACGACCUUAUAGUGAGGCUGAGGACGUUGUUGGGGUGGGGGGACACGGCGACGGCGGCGACGGGACCUCAGAGCGGUGGUGGUGGUGGUGACGGUGAUGGCUUGGCGGUGACGAUGCAACGGGUGAAGAAGAAGUGGCGGAUUCCGAUUAUGACAUCGAGUAGUCGGCGAUGGCGGUGUUUUUUUUAG